AUGGAUGACCACAGCAUGGCAGCAACUGGGUUCGACAGCAUGCUUCAAUUUAUGCAUGAUAUAUAUUUUCCACAAGUGGCUUUUGGCCUCAUCUGUCUCAACCUGAGAAAGACUCUAAUCAUUAUAUUGUCAAUUGAUAUUCUGGGGUUUUCAGAGAGAGCAGAUGUCUGCAUAUUUGAAAAAGGUAAAGGCAUCGCUGUUGAAGCCAAAGAAGCAGAAUUCAACUACAUCAAGAAUGUCAUAAUCAAUAAUGUAUGCAGCUCCACGGACCUCAGUUUAACGUCCCGGAGAAAACACGGGCAGCGCCCGUGUUUCAGAAGCCUCCUGAAGGGCAUGGAGACGUGCUACGCUGGAGAGAUUUCUAUGUACAUAGAGAGAGAAAACAGAAUCCAGGUGGCAACUCUUGAGAAGACUCAGCUCAUUUCAAAGGAUUUUUCUGAGCUGCGCAUCCACUUCUGGCCCGACGAGAGAGCACUGAAGAAGGUUGUGAAAGGAAACGAGCAGAGAAUGACAGAGAGAGCAAAGAAAAGAAGGAAGAAGAAGCAUUUGAGCCGAUAG
This is a messenger RNA of Histoplasma mississippiense, 558 nucleotides long. RefSeq lists its product with no specific name. The transcript has 5 exons. The coding region runs from base 1 to 558 and encodes 185 amino acids. Lineage: Eukaryota; Fungi; Ascomycota; Eurotiomycetes; Onygenales; Ajellomycetaceae. The record is from RefSeq and is a predicted model, not a curated record.